This is a messenger RNA of Staurois parvus, 298 nucleotides long. The record is from the annotation of a GenBank genome assembly. NCBI's taxonomy places the organism in Eukaryota, Metazoa, Chordata, Amphibia, Anura, Ranidae.
AUGGUCAGUCCGCCCCUGGUAUUAAUACAUCAUACAAAAGCAUUUCAGGCAAUUUGUGCAUUUCCAACCUUGUGCAGACAAUGGAUUGAAAUUUGCCUGGUUCCUGCUGAGACAAAUUUUGAUCUGUUAAUGGCCGGCUGUAGGCUGGAAUUCUACUUUAAGCCUUGUUGUGGGUGGAACAGGGGCGGACUGACAACUCAUGGGGCCCCGGGCAAUAGUGGAUCAUGGGGCCCCUGUGUCCUUGCCCAAACUCAAAAAAGCCUAUGAAAAAGGUACCAGGGGCAUCUCAUGGGGCCCC